UUCAUAUCCAAGCAAAACACAAAAAACCCCACAAAGAAAUAAAUUUUUUAAAAUAAAUUUUAAUUUUCUUAUUUUUGCAGUUAAAAACACAAAUCCAACUAAAUUUCUCCUAAAACGCCUCCCAAUUAAUUUAAAAAAAUUAAAUAAACUUGAAUUCAACAAAAUAAUGUCCCCACCACUUCUCUCCAACAUUUUGGGGUCUAAACGAAGAGGAAAAUCUUUUGGAAGUAAUAUGCUUACAACAGAAACAAUGCUAACACCUUAUGAAUUGGAGCAAUUACCUUUAAUGUUAAAAGAGCUAGAGAGGGCUAAUCGCCAUUUUUGGCAAAUGGUCUGUUGGAGAUUGGCACAGAAGAAAAAUGGGAAGGAAAAGCAACAACAAUUGAAUGUUAAGAAAUUACAAAGAGGAGAGACGUUGAUGGCUACACCUCCUGAAAGGAGAAGAAUGCUGGCUAAUAAAGGAAAAGACGACUCUUUUGCCGAUGGGUGUGCUCUACGUGAAGUAACUCGACAACUAAUCCAAACCCUAUGCUCAGAAGGGGGAUACAUCGACACAGACACAGACCAACUUUUGGUAGACUACAAGAGAAGAUUAAUGUUGGACGACGAAGAAUGCACUCCACCACCAAAAGCGUCUCCUAAAGGGAUCGAAAAGCGUCGAGGAGAGUUUGCACUUAAAGGAAGGGCUAUCUCCUUCCACGAAAAAUUGGAAAAUGUUAAAAAUAUUGGAAAUGAAGAGAAUAAUAAUGGAAAGACUGGAAGCAUUUCUAGUGGAAGUAGUAGUGGAUACUCUUCUGAAGAAUUUGUUGCUGCUACUACUACAACUACUACACAUGCAAGUAUUGUAGCGGCGAGACAUAGAGCAACUAGCUGGUUGAGACAAAGAGCUAAUUCGGUGAGAGCUAUUUGA
Meloidogyne enterolobii is the source of this 910-nucleotide messenger RNA. The record is from the annotation of a GenBank genome assembly. NCBI's taxonomy places the organism in Eukaryota, Metazoa, Nematoda, Chromadorea, Rhabditida, Meloidogynidae.